AUGAGUACAGAAUUAACAUAUGAUGAAAUAGUAGAACAUAUUGUUCAAAAUAAAGAAAUCCCGAAUUCUGUUCAAGUACCAAACAUUAUACUUGAUGAUUCACAACGUAGUGAAUCCACCAUGUCACCACGGUAUAAACCGUGGGAAAGACGACAUAAUGGGGAUAUGACCGGAAACUCAGCGGUUGAUACUACAACUUCCAAGCCUUCGAACUAA
This is a messenger RNA of Maudiozyma barnettii, 216 nucleotides long. RefSeq lists its product as uncharacterized. The record is from RefSeq and is a predicted model, not a curated record. The transcript has a single exon. Bases 1 to 216 code for a protein of 71 amino acids. NCBI's taxonomy places the organism in Eukaryota, Fungi, Ascomycota, Saccharomycetes, Saccharomycetales, Saccharomycetaceae.